GCACUAUUGCCGUCACUCCCUGACCUGCAAGUUGCGAUGAUCCGAGCACUGGAUCAUCCUGGAGAGAGGAGGCUGAGGGGAGACCUCAUCACUGCCUACAACUGCCUGAAAGGAGGGUGGAGUGAGGGGACUUCUCCUCGAGCUGAGCACCGGAGAGGGAUAAAACAAAACACUUCCUAUUCAACAGAUGUCCGGGCGAUAAGAACACCUCCAGGGCUGAUCAAACCGAACCUCCGGCGCUGAUAAAACGGAGGGCGGGGAGGGAGGAGCCUCCCUUUCCCCGCGCUCCCGCUCACCUGCGGUGCGGCCGGCGCUGGAGGCGAUGGGCUGCGCGGGGCCGCGGCGGCGGCGGCGCUGCCUGGCGGCGCUGGGCUCGCUGCUGGGCUCGCUACUGCUGGCGGCGGGGCUGGCGCUCAGCAGGGAGCCCUGGGCGUGCCCGGCCGCCCCCGCAGGCGCCGCCGCCGACCCGCGCUGCCGCGAGCGGCUGUUCCGGGCGCUGGAGCUCGGCGCGCGCCCCGGCGUCAACUGCUCGGGCGUCGUGCGGGGGGACGCGCAGAGCCUGCGGGAGGCGCGGCUCAGCAGCCUGGAGGUGGCCACGAGAAGGGCCCAUUUGACGCCCCGCCACUACCUCAACAUGACGAAGGACUGCGGGAGCUUCAAGGAGACGCGGAGGUUCGUCGAGUUCCCGCUGAGCAGGGAGGAGGCAGAGUUCCCCAUCGCCUACUCCAUGGUCAUCCACAACAAGAUCGAGAUGUUCGAGCGGCUCCUGCGGUCCGUCUACGCACCGCAAAACGUCUACUGCAUCCACGUUGACCGCAAGUCGCCGACCGACUUCCAGGAGGCCGUGCGAGCCAUCGCCGCCUGCUUCCCCAAUGUCUUCGUGGCCAGCCGCCUGGAGAAGGUAGUCUACGCCUCGUGGUCGCGGCUGCAGGCCGACCUCAACUGUAUGAAGGACCUGUUGCAGAGUCCUGUGCCGUGGCGCUACCUCCUCAACACCUGUGGCACCGAUUUCCCCAUCAAGACCAACGCCGAGAUCGUCCAAGCCCUGAAGUUGCUGCACGGGCGGAACAGCCUGGAGUCAGAGAAGCCCUCAGCCUUAAAGCAGAAGCGCUGGCACUACCACUACACCGUGGGGAAUUCAAUCUUCAGGACAGCCACGGUCAAACGGCCGCCACCCCUCCGGUCCCCCAUGUUCACGGGCAACGCGUACAUAGUGGUGACGCGGGCCUUCGUGCAGCACGUCUUCAAAGACCCCACGGUACAGCAGUUCUUGGAGUGGUCCAAGGACACCUACAGCCCUGACGAGCACGUUUGGGCCACCCUCAACCGCAUUCCUGGCGUGCCAGGUGCCACACCCCAGAAUGCCAAGUACGAGCUGUCGGACAUGAACGCCCUGGCACGCCUGGUCAAGUGGCAGUACCAGGAGGGCGACACCAGCAAAGGUGCGCCCUACCCGCCCUGCACCGGCCGCCACCAGCGCUCCGUCUGCAUCUACGGGGCAGGCGACCUGCAAUGGAUGCUCCAGCAACACCACUUCUUGGCCAACAAGUUUGAUCCCGAGGUAGACGAUGUUGCCAUCCAGUGUCUGGAGGAGCACCUGCGCCAUAUGGCCCUCUAUGGCUGGGGACUGUGAGGGGCAGCCAGCACCUUCCUCCCUCCAGCACCCCAGGGACAGCAGGAGGGACUGAGGACCCACAUUGGGGAAGGGUCUCUCCAAGGGACUGGGGUCAGUGUGGUGGGGCUCAGCCCCCCCUGUCCUGCCUCCUCUCCUCCACUGCUUGCGCCCCAGGUAACUCUGAGAGGCUCUCUUAACUAAACGGAGGCAGUGGAUUUUUACCCCCCCCUCCGGACUGUUUGCAGAGGUGGGUUUUUGCAGAUGACAGGGAGGGCUGGGUUACUGGACCACAGUAACUCCACAUGCUGCUACAAUCGAGCCAAAACUAGAAUGAGUUUGCUUUUUCUGCGAAGCACCUGGCAGGCUAUCCGCUCCUGGCACCUGCUGUGCUGCGCAGCUUAACAUCUGGCUGCUCCUGUUACACCAUUUAAUCCAGUUAACCCCUCUGCACCCCACUUUCUAUCUGUAACACAGGGUGAGGGAUGCUUAUGAAAUCAAUGGUGUGCAAACUACAUUUUUCUAACAUCUUCAUCUUUCCUUCUUGCCAGAAAAGAGAGGGUUUUUUUUGUGAGGAGUACUCUCGGUAAUAUAAUUCCCAUAUCCAGUAGCUCACCUUGCCUUUUAGGUGAGCAAAUCAAUCAUGCAACACGUUGUUUUCUUAGGUUUCUAGAAGCUGAAAGAAAGAUUUGUGAAUGUUUGUAUUUCACCCAUGUGUUUUUCCUACUUUCUCAUAGUAAAGCCAGCCACUUUCUA
Messenger RNA from Cuculus canorus (common cuckoo), 2368 nucleotides. It is a transcript of the gene GCNT3, whose product is annotated as glucosaminyl (N-acetyl) transferase 3, mucin type. The record is from RefSeq and is a predicted model, not a curated record. Lineage: Eukaryota; Metazoa; Chordata; Aves; Cuculiformes; Cuculidae. Gene Ontology annotation, molecular function: acetylglucosaminyltransferase activity. Bases 323 to 1633 code for a protein of 436 amino acids. Gene Ontology annotation, cellular component: membrane. The transcript is spliced from 2 exons.